UUCAUUUGAUCAGCGCCACUGGAGAUGCCGCCAAAACACAUAAAGUCGUCUGCUAGAUCUGGACACGUUCUCUCUCAAUAUCUGGAAUUUUCAUCAGGAUCUUAAAUGCAAUUUUUACGUGGUGGGAAUACAUAUUUCCAUCAUGAUUUUUAUCUAAACAGUUUAACGACAAACGCGAACCAGAUGGAUCUCAAUGCUACUUUCGACUGCAGUGGCAAAGUGAAUGUCAAUGACUGGCAACUAAGCAGGACUGGGUUGUUUUAUCACAGAGAAGUGGACAAUGCACUUUUUUCGCAAAUCGACUAUCCCUUUUCACAUGUGGAAGUCAAACUCUUUGACUGCGUCAUGCCUGGAGCAAUUGCCAUAAUGGAUCUUAAACAUCUUAUUAAUUGCAUGGAGAUGCAAUUGAAAAUAUUAAACAGACAGGAAAAGCCAAUCACAAUAUCUGGAUCAUGCAAUAAUGAUAAUGUAAAUUACUUUUCUCUAAGAAAGAUGAUUUGCGAAUUUAUUGUAUAUUUCCGUAUGUACAUGAACAGCAUAAAAUGGGAUCUUAACGCAUUAGAAAUAGUAAUGCCUGAAAUUGGAAAAGACGUGGAUAGUCUAUUUGAUAGCCUUAAACACUUUCUUAGCACUUUACAUAGCAUCCCAGAUUCGACUUUGCAUUAUGCUGCUUCUAAUAUAGGGAAUAAGUGUAAUCAGUCAGAGUUUCAUUUGUACCACAUGCAUAUAGAGUUAAGGUGGUUCUUUGUAACAUUAAUGCAUUCGAAAACUAUAUGGUUCCAAUAUCACACACAGCUGGAGGAGUUUGAAACUAUUGUUGAAAUGAUCAUCAAUGAUCUCUUAUAUUCUACCUUGAAAAUAUUUGAAAGGUUAGCCUUAAACUGGACUAUUGACCUCACGCAAAAAACGCCAUACUGCUGCACGUGCACGCGAGAAUUAUGGCUCAUGUUUCAAAUAUUUGUCGACAGUUUAGGAGAAAGGAAAAAAACUAAGAUGUUUUGGGAUGUUGUAAAUAAUUGUAUCGAUAGAAUACUAACUAAGAAUCAGUCCCAAGCGAUCUUUUGGCACAGAAGCGUAGAUUCCUCUCUGCCAGAUUGUAAAAAUCCAGAGUUAUUUUGCAUUUGGAUAAUAUAUCAUCUGUCUCUGUUGUAUGGAUACAGUAAUGAUGGCGUAUAUCUGCAAUCUAAUUCUUCAAGGAUUAAAUCUAACUGCGAACAAGUUGAAAAGGUUCUAAAAACAUAUGUAUGUAAAGGUGGAAAAGAUGGUGAAAGGGAUGAGCUUGAUGUGGAGCUUAAGAUCAUAAUACCGUUAUUACUCGAUCUUAUUAUUAAUUGGUGGCAACCACGAGUACCAAUUAUAUCUUUUCUUUGGGAUUGUUUCCACAAAAGAUUAGAUCAACCAUUCCUACUACAAACUUCUGGGCCUUGGGCCCUGUCUCUUGAAAAGAAGACAGCUACGGAUAUUUUGAAACAGAUUAAUGACAGAAUUUAUGGCAAGUUUGAACAUUCCAAAGAAUCUAGCUAUGGCAUUUUCUUACACUUGAUAGGAAUCUUUUUGAAAAAAUACGGCACGUCAGACCCGAAAUACUGGAAUCAAAUUAAGGGUCGUGUAUAUACGAAAUUUUCGAAAAAUAAAGUCGCAGAAUUCUCGGAGAGUGGCCUCUACAAUUUCAUAUCUUUAUUUAUUACUUUAGCUAUUACUGCAGAUACAAACGUUUGUAUAACAAUGUUAGAUCUUCUGCCAUCUACGCAUGAAUUGAAUAACGAUUAUAAUAAAAAAUGCAAUCUAAUUUGGAAAGGAAAAUUAGCGUGUCUUUUGCUAUUCAAUGAAAGAAAAUUAUCUGUUGGUUCCAUAGCUGGACAUUUUACAGAAACAAUUAACUUGAUAAGUUGUCGGAAGGAUGAAACAUCUCGUUCCAUGAUGAUCAAUUUUGUGGAUGUAUUGAACACGAUUUUGGCUGGCAAUGAGAAAAUGGAUCUAGGAGAGUUUAAUUUUAUUGGUGGUUGGAUCGAUCGUUAUCUUUUGGAGUGCCAAAAGAACAGAAUUGGAUCUUUAUUAGAGAUGAUCGCGAAUGUUUUCGAAAAAUGUAUCAUCUUGCAAGUUUCAUGUAACAAUUCGGAUGGUGCCAGAAAAAUGUUAGACGCACUGUGGUGUUUCGUUGCAUCCAGAGUUCGCCAACUUGUCUUCGAUCCCGUAUUUACUGGUGACAAUUAUAAAAUUAUUUCCAAACUAGCUGUCAUAUUCACUUUAGAAGCAGUUAGAGAACCAGCUACUGCUAAGAAGUAUAAACAUUCGGCUGCAUCUUUAUUUCAGCAUUUUGCAGCAUCGAUAUUUGUCAAAGAUAUAAGAAUUACUCUGUAUUAUUUAACGUCUAUUCUCGAGAAUGAAGAAGCUGUUCAAAAUUUGAAAAAGGAAAUUCCGAAUUUUGAUACUAUUCUUAUCCAAGCUUGGAUAAAAUGUUCCAUUGUUGGUUACAAUGUAAGCAAGGAAGAUAUAAGGAUUCUGCAAAAUUACAUUAUCAAUCUUAAUGAGAUUAAAGAAAUAUUCGUGUCAGAUUAUGAUAUAUACGAAUUUAAAAGUAGUGACGAACCUAUUUUAACAUUCAUAAUAUCGUUUAUGAAGAAACUAAAUAUUUUAAAGUCUGAGCAAGAAAAGCAUCAGUACAACGCGAAAUGUAAAACGUAUUUCAAGAAUUUAGAGAAAUGGAUCAUGAUACCUAUAACUGAAGAAACAAAAGAUUCGGAACUUGCAUUUUGGAUUUAUAGAUGUCUUGGUACACUGAUUCUCUGCAUUUCUCCAAUGCUAUAUACUAAAAAUCAACCAAACGAUAUGUUAAGAACACUCAUCAAUAAAAUUAUAUUAGUACCAGAGAAUUCUACGCAGUCGUAUAUAAAGCAAUUGGGAAAGAAGAUAUUCUCAAUGAUAAUGCUCGGACUGGAGAAAUUGAAUGUCAAAAGCGAUAUAUUAUUGCAAGCAAUGAUUCGAGAUAUCUUCGAUCAAUACUUGCCGAUUCUGAUAGUUGAAGUCAACAGCGGUUGCAGUUUUAAGGUAACUGAUACGUUGCUGAAAUGCUUUAAGGAUAUAAAGAACGAAUUUCUACGUACGAUUUUCGAAAUGUUGAUGUCAAACUUUUAUAAUAUAUCAUCCGACAACAUCUUGCACAAACACUCCAACUUGAUAACUUGGCUUAUAAAAACAUUGCUUAAAGAAGGAAGAAAGUAUCCCAAAUAUAUUACGGAACAUAUUAUUCAAAUUUGUUCUCCGAGCAUCUUUGGGUGUUACAUGAAGGUUCAUGAUCAUCAUCCUCACAAACUACACACAAUUGAUUUUAUCAAUGAUAUAAUAAAAAAUCCUUAUUACGAGGAAGNNNGGUUUUUCAGGGAAAAAUUCCAAACUGCUAUUUCUACUGCAGUACAAAAAUAUUUGAUGACAAAUACACAAUUUACAUUUGAGUUCAUACGAUCUAUUUUGUCGAUAAAGAAAAAUAUUAUAAUCAAUAUAUUUCCGCAAAUUGAAGCUAUUAUACUUUAUGCUGAACAAUAUAAUCGACCUAAUGCAGCAUCCUUAAGAUUCAUGUCGAAUCAAUUGAAAAAGCAUAUGUUGAACAUGGAUAAUAAUUCGUGACAGGAUCAUAAAAAUAUAUUAAUAAUUUAA
This is a messenger RNA of Atta colombica, 3654 nucleotides long. RefSeq names its product protein MMS22-like. The coding region runs from base 106 to 3624 and encodes 1172 amino acids. The transcript is spliced from 20 exons. The record is from RefSeq and is a predicted model, not a curated record. Gene Ontology annotation, biological process: replication fork processing; double-strand break repair via homologous recombination. Gene Ontology annotation, cellular component: nuclear replication fork. NCBI's taxonomy places the organism in Eukaryota, Metazoa, Arthropoda, Insecta, Hymenoptera, Formicidae.